AUGCGACCUUCUGUAGCUUUACGAGAGUUACAUGUGGCUCUCGUGGGUAUGUCGGGCUCAGGUAAAUCAGCAAUUGCAGUAAAGUAUAUAACUAAAAGGUUUAUUGGCGAAUAUGAUUCGUUGUUAGAAGAUACUUAUUGUCGCCAAGAUAUGGUUGAUGGGCAAUCAUUAAUGGUAUGGGUAAUGGACACUGUUGAUGACGCUAACAGAGAUGAGAUGCGAUGGAUGGCUUGGGCUGAUGUUUUCGUUGUGGUUUAUGAUGUUACCAGCCAACUCAGCUUACAGUAUGCAGAAAACAUUCUAGAGCGGAUUAGCAAACAUGAGCACGUAUUAUGUGCUAGAGAGCACAAAACUAUUCUAUUAGGUAACAAGAAUGAUCUCGAACGCUAUAGACAAGUUCCUGAAUUAGAGGGAGAGUCUGUAGCUGCCAAAUACAAAGCUCAGUUUUCUGAAUUCGCUGCAACUGGUGAUAGUCGUCCUCUAUCACAAAUAUUCCAUUCAUCUUUCAAAAGCAUUGUUAACGGAACCCGCAGUCCAUCUCCUCGUCUCUGCUCUUCAGACUCUGAAAUAGUAUCAUCACGUAAAUCCAGUGGCUUUUCUCUCCGUUCUUCUAGUCGUUCAAGCCAAUUGAGAGCUAAAGCUCCAAAACCUGUCCAACUCCAUAAAACCCCUAGUCUCAGUAAAAUAAAGACCGGUAGUAAACUACUAAAGUUGUUUCAUAACUAG
Molecule: messenger RNA, 726 nt
Organism: Auanema sp. JU1783
Lineage: Eukaryota; Metazoa; Nematoda; Chromadorea; Rhabditida; Rhabditidae
Source: the annotation of a GenBank genome assembly